CGUAGACGGCACUUCCUCUGACGUAAGCACUGAAAAUGGCUUCCAAGGAGCAGGACACUUCCAGUGAAGGAAUAAAGGCAGGAGACAUGCCAAACCCUUCAGAAAGAUCCUCGAGGAAGCGCACAUCCUCAACAUCCUCGCGGAAAUCCUCCAUCACCACGCCGCCAUCUUCACGACGUAAUUCACUGUCGACACCAAAGUCACCUGGCAGCAGAAAGUCAACACCCACACCUAGCAAAUCUGGUGGUACCCCUGACUCCAACAAAAAGCCUCCAAACAGAGCCGGGAUAACAUGGAAACCUGGAGAGAAACUAGAGGCCAAAGAUUUCCUGCAGAAGUGGUACCCAGCCAAGAUUGUAGAAAUAGACCAGAAAGAGGAAGAGGUACUAAUUCAUUUCGAAGGAUGGAAUUCGCGGUUCGAUGAGUGGCUGGAGAUGACCAGCGAGAGACUUCGACCAAUCACAAGGCACUCAGAGCGCAAGGACAAACCAGUUCAGAAGGUUAAGAAGGCGAAAUACAAAAUCAGCGAUGUGGUGUUAGCCAAGUGGUCGGACUGCCGUAUGUAUCCUGCCAAGGUGACUGACGUCCUUCAUGACAACAUGUACGAAGUCAUGUACUAUGAUGGUAUACGGAAAGUGAUCCAAAAUAUCAACAUCAGGCCUUUGCCUCCUGAAAUGCAAGAUCAGGAAUUCCACAUAGUCCCCCCUGAAGCAACUGUUGUGAACCCCCUUAUGCCAACAUUGUCAAAAGAAGACAGACGGCUGCUGAAGAAGAAAGAAAGAAGGGAUUUUACCAAUAGUCCAGGCUUUAAGAAAAAAUUAAAGCAGCAUGGUCAUCAUGAAAGCACAGAGCCCAAAGAAAGGAAAAGCACAGAGACCAAAGAGAAAGAAGGAAAAACGGGGAAGACAGCAGUGAAACAGAAGGAUCAGGCAUCAGUUAAAAAGACAGUGAAAGUGGAGGAUAAAGUCUCUCAGAAGAGAGAAAAACCAGACAAGAUAACACAGAGACUUAAAAAGGAAGAAAAGCAAAAGAGGCGAGAGAAGAGAAGAGAGGAGAGACUGAGGGUAAAGAAGGAAGCUCUGAAAGCCAAGGGCCGGAAAACAGACUAUGCAAAGUUUUUGAAGCGAAAGAAGCUUCUGAUUGGAGGAACCUUCCAGGCAAAAAGGAAGUUCCAAGACGUGCAGAAAAUGAGGAAGAAAAAGUUGAAAGAAGAGCAUCUUAAGAGACAGAAAAAAGAGAAAGUUGUCUCAUCAGAUGAAGACAUUGAUUCAGAUGGCAACAAUGUUGAACCAAGUAGUUUAGAGCAGAACACUCCCCCUUUGUCUCCACAAUCUAGGAGAAUGAACAGUGCAGUCAUUGCUAAGAAAAAGGCAAAGCAAGCAGUCACUCCCUCUCCCCCUACAAAGAACACGCCGCCGGAGACACCCAAAUAUCCUGAAGGAAAAGUUAAAAGAAAAGGAUUAGGAGAGCAGAAGAAAAUCCGACGAAAGCGCCGCAUAGACAGUAGCCCUGAUAGUGCAGGGAAGAAAAAGAAACUGAAAUUUUAUGCAGAAGUCCUGGUUCCCGCCACUGAUCCUGCUCCCAAAGAAUUUGUGGUGAAAAAAGACCACAACCAAUACAAGUGCAUUUUCACGGAUUGUGACAAGAGCUAUCGUAAACAAAGUCUUCUGGACUACCAUCUGAAAUAUUAUCACACUGAAGAUGGCACUCCAAUCCAGCCUCCACCUCCCAGACAGAGGAAGAAAACAAUCAGCAUGUGUUCCAAUGAGUCCGAAGUCUCCAUCUUGAGUGACCUGCCCCUGUCAGAAUUGGUUUCAAAGCCAGCCAAAAAGAAACGCAUGUCGUCUGCUGAGUCAGAACGCAAGCGCCAUCUGUCAGCAAUGUCUACAGACAGCAGGGCAACAGUGGAGUACCAGGAUGACACGGCUUGUCUUGAUACUGCUGAAGCAGGGUCUGUCCACAGUUUCACAGCAGACCAGGAUGGUUUUAAGUCCACAGAGGACACCAUGGACAUGCUGGACAUGGAGGAUGGCCAGGAAGGGCCGGAGGAGCUUAGCGACGAAGUGGUCAACUGUAUCUGCAUGCUGAAUGAGGAGAAUGGACUCAUGAUCCAGUGUGAGUGCUGCAUGUGCUGGCAACAUGCGGACUGUUUGAAUGUGACUGCGGACACUUUACCCAGCAAAUAUGUCUGCUCCAUAUGUCAGAACCCAGUGGGCGUCCGUGAGAGUGCUCGCUUCAUCUGGGACCAGGAUAUGUUUAAAACGGGCCAGCUUGCCAGGUUUGCCUGUAACUCACUUGUGGACACAGGACGCAAGUCCCCCUUCAUGCUGGCCACUAAUAACCUGCUGGGAGACAUGCACAACAUUAACCUGGUGUUGAAAGGGUUAAAACAAAAGAUUAAGUUAUUGAACUCCAAAGAUGACCCUGACCUUGACCUUUGGGCCAGAGAGCUGGAAAGAAGGAGAGAGAUAGAAAAAGAGAGAAUGGAGGAAGAGUUGAGACUUGAAGAAGAAACAGGACAUUUAGAAGAAGAAGAGGAGUAUCCAGAGGAAGGAAAUAUUUCUCAUAGGUUUAUUCAGGGAUCAGAGGAGCUUCCUGGACCACUGCAUUCUGGGAUGCCUCCAAAUGACUUGCAAAAUGGCGGUGUUGAUUUGACAGGUGAAAAAGUACACAGAUCAGAAAGUGUUGACAAAGAAGUGUCUGUUCCAGAAAAGACAAGUGAUUUGGCUUCAGGAAAGCAUCAGGUGGGCAAUGAGGGCAGUGCUGAACAAGUUUCAUUGAAGGAAAGAGAAACGGAAGAUUUGGCAAUCAAACCAAAGCCCUCAGACCCACAGGGUGGUAAGUCCACAUUACCACUGCCCAGAAGUGCCAGAAACAACUCCAGUUUAGACUCAAAUGAGGAAAUUGAUGUCAUUGGCUUAUCACCAACUCAAAAAACUUUCCCUUCAGUACCCAGUUCAACCAGUGUCUUAAGUGAAGUGGACCAGUUGUCGAAUGCUGGUCAGUCUCAGCAGACAGAGGAGACAUCUUCUAGUGAUAAGGCUUCAGAUGGAGUCUCAAAGGUUGUUGACAACUCAACUGCCAUCCAGGCAAAAGCAGCAGAUAGUGAAGGUGCUGCCAAGGAAAAACUGCCUACUGUUGGCUCCACAUCCCAAGACCAGUCUGUGUCAGCAGUAACAAAGACUGUACCCUCAAAAUCAGAUGUGAUCAGUGUGAGUGCAUCAUCUUUGCCCACUCCCCAGGCUGGUCUUGGAGAGUACAAACUGUCUCCAGUGCCCUCUAGGGUUAAGUUGGUUGGGAGCAGUGUCUGGACACCAGUUGCCAAGAAUCUUACCACUUUGGACAAACCACAAGAAAACAACAGGAACCAACAAGAAAAGAGCCCCCCAGCAGAGACUGGACCCCCAGCAGAGCAGGAGGCUCCCUCUGGUGGCAAUCAGAAAUCUUCAGACACCAGCAUAGACUUGGACGUAGAGGAAGACAGACACUUAGUGGCAGAACAGCGACUGAGAGAACACAUUCAUCAAUUACAAGAUCAACUGGAGAAGAAACUUGACAGUGUGGAACAGCAGGUGGAUUUUUUGGAGGCAGAAAUUAUAGGUGGCAGCUCAAGUCAAGAUGAUCCUCUUGAAGACGUUGCACAGCUGAAAAAGUCCCUUCAUAGUAUUCUCUUUGACCUAAGCAAGGUGAAGAGGAUGGCCUUAUACCACUGACACCAGCUCCAGCCCAGUUUAUAGAAAUAGGUUGCAAUUCACAAAGAAUCUGCAGUCAAAAACCAUUAUUAUAUCUAAACAUAAAUUCUGCAUUUUGUAAGGGACAAAAUUAUUGGACAAUCCAUUCACAAGCAAUUCAUAAAGACGUAUCCCUUUGAGAAAUAGAAAUUAUACAGAUGUGCUCUUUUGUGGUGAAUGAAGUUUCUGGAGCAGAGGAUCCCAGUUGUAAUAAAAGAAAACAAAUGAAAGCUGGUUUUCUGU
Messenger RNA from Lingula anatina, 3974 nucleotides. Its product is annotated as PHD finger protein 20-like protein 1. NCBI's taxonomy places the organism in Eukaryota, Metazoa, Brachiopoda, Lingulata, Lingulida, Lingulidae. The record is from RefSeq and is a predicted model, not a curated record. Gene Ontology annotation, biological process: regulation of transcription by RNA polymerase II. Gene Ontology annotation, cellular component: nucleus; NSL complex.